This is a messenger RNA of Didymodactylos carnosus, 1929 nucleotides long. NCBI's taxonomy places the organism in Eukaryota, Metazoa, Rotifera, Eurotatoria, Philodinida, Philodinidae. The record is from the annotation of a GenBank genome assembly.
AUGAAAAAAAUUCGUGUAUGGAAACGUCAAUAUUUACAUAUUGUUAUAUUUGUUAGUCUAUUUUGGAUUUGUAUUGAUGUAUUUAUUAUUAUGUUAUUUACCGAUUGUGCAAAAACUAUUGAACUUCCAUGUUCACCAAUGAAAAUUGACGAAGGUGAAGUUAUCAAAGAUCCAACAUAUCAAAGACAUCCAAGAUUUAUUCAUCCUUCAAAUAAUAAAAAUGAAUCACAAAAAACACAAGGUCUUUAUUUCGGACAAAAACAAUAUAAUCAAACAAAAGCGAAAAAAGAUUUGGGAUUUUUUGCAAAAUUAUUUGGAUACGAUGCAAGUGGUCGUGCUGUUGUUAUUCCAUCAGAACUGAAAGACGAAGCUAAAAAACGUUUCAAAGAGAAUCAAUUUAAUAUCGUAGCAUCCGAUUUAAUUGCGUUAAAUCGUUCGAUUAAUGAUCAAAGAUCAGCAAAAUGUCGUGCACAUGAAUUUCCAUCAGAUCUUCCCACAACUAGUAUCGUUAUCGUAUUUCAUAAUGAAGGAAAUUCAACUCUUUUGAGAACACUAACAAGUAUUGUUAUUAGAAGUCCAAUACAGUUUAUACAUGAAUUGAUAUUAGUUGAUGAUGCAAGUAUCGAUAGAGAAUAUUUGAAGGAAACGUUACAAGAUUUCAUAAAACUAUUGCCUGUUCAAGUGCAUCUACUGCGAAAUGAUAAACGAUUAGGUUUAAUGAAAUCAAGAUUGAAAGGUGCUGAAAUUGCUACUGGUGAUACGUUAACAUUUCUUGAUGCACAUAUUGAAGCAUCACCAGGCUGGACAGCUGUUGUUUGUCCAAUAAUUGAUGUUAUUAAUGAUGAUGAUUUUGCUUAUUUAACUGGUUCGGAUAUGACAUGGGGUGGAUUUAAUUGGAGAUUAAAUUUUCGAUGGUAUCCUGUACCGCAACGAGAAGAACUUAGACGAAAUCAUGAUCAUUCAUUACCAUUAUUAUCUCCUACAAUGGCUGGUGGUUUGUUUACAAUUAAUCGUGAAUAUUUUUAUGAGAUUGGUGCUUAUGAUCCAGGCAUGGAAGUAUGGGGAGGAGAAAAUUUAGAAAUGUCAUUUCGAGUGUGGAUGUGUGGAGGAAAAGUUAUGAUUCAUCCUUGUUCUCAUGUUGGGCAUGUAUUUCGUAAACAAACUCCUUACACAUUUCCUGGUGGUACAGGUACUGUGAUAUUUCAUAACAAUAAACGAUUAGUCGAAGUUUGGUUAGAUAAAUAUAAAGAUUUUGUCUAUUCAAUUAUGCCAGAAUUACGAAAUGUCAAUGGUGGAGAUGUCACCGAACGUUUAGAAUUACGCGAAAAAUUAAAAUGUAAAGAUUUUCGAUGGUAUUUAGAAAAUAUCUAUCCAGAAUCAUCAAUGCCCGUGGAUUUUCAUCACGUUGGAGCGUUACGUAACGAAGCCUACGGUUGUUUGGAUAGUCUCGGUUACGAUUCAGAAAACGGUGUGAAUCAAAAUGCCGGUCUUUUUCCUUGUCACAAUCAAGGAGGAAAUCAGAUACGAAGUCAGGAACGAUCAUCUUGUUUGACUUUUCGUAAUACAUAUGUUGGUAAAAAACAAAAUAGUACAUUGUUUAUUUCACCAUGUGCUGGGAAUAAAAGAAAAAAUGCUGCUAAAUUAGCCGUUCAUCAGAUAAUUGUUUAUUCUCGAAAUGGUGAAUUAAAAUUUGAUGAUUUAUGCUUGGAAGGAUCAAAAAAUGAUAUUGUUAAAGUACAAAAAUGUCAACAUCAAAGUCAAAAACAAAUAUGGGAGUAUAAUCAAGUGACAAAGCAAAUGAAACAUUUAAAUACUGGUCAAUGUAUGACAGUGGAUCAAAAUCGAGAUAAUGGAAAAGUACAUUUAGCUGUUUGUCAAUCACUCGAUAUUAAACAACGUUGGAUAUUGGAACAAAAAAUGAAAUUAUAG